This is a messenger RNA of Hippopotamus amphibius kiboko, 1011 nucleotides long. Its product is annotated as olfactory receptor 7A17-like. Gene Ontology annotation, cellular component: membrane. The record is from RefSeq and is a predicted model, not a curated record. The transcript has 2 exons. NCBI's taxonomy places the organism in Eukaryota, Metazoa, Chordata, Mammalia, Artiodactyla, Hippopotamidae. Gene Ontology annotation, biological process: G protein-coupled receptor signaling pathway. The coding region runs from base 76 to 1011 and encodes 311 amino acids. Gene Ontology annotation, molecular function: olfactory receptor activity; G protein-coupled receptor activity.
AGGACUUCCCUUUUUUUUUUUUUUUUUUUUUUUUUUUUUUUUAUUUCCUUCUUUUCUGGAAGUCACAUCCACUACAUGGAACCAGGCAAUGAUACAUGGAUUUCAGGGUUUCUUCUUCUGGGGUUUUCAGAGGAACCAGAUGUCCAGUCCCUCAUUUUUGGACUAUUCCUCUCCAUGUACCUGAUAGCUGUAUUCGGAAACCUGCUCAUCAUCUUGGCUGUCAGCUCAGACUCCCAUCUCCAUACACCCAUGUACUUCUUCCACUCCAACCUGUCCUUUGUAGACAUCUGUUUCACCUCCACUACCAUCCCAAAGAUGCUGUGGAAUAUCCAAACCCAGAUCAAAGUUAUAACCUAUGAAGGUUGCAUCACACAGAUUUAUUUUUUCACACUCUCUGCAGUGUUGGACAUCUUUCUCCUGACAGUGAUGGCCUAUGACCGCUUUGUGGCCAUUUGCCACCCCCUGCACUACACAGUCAUCAUGAACCCCAGGCUCUGUGGACUACUUGUUCUAACGUCCUGGAUCAUAUGUCUCCUGAAUUCCUUGUUACAAAGCUUAAUGGUGUUGCAAUUGUCUUUCUGUAGAAACUUGGAAAUCCCCCACUUUUUUUGUGAACUCAAUCAAAUGAUCCAACUUGCCUGUUCUGAUACCUUUCUUAAUAACAUGGUGAUGUAUUUUGCAGCUGUCCUGAUGGGUGGUGGUCCUUUUGCUGGUGUCCUUUACUCAUACUGUAAGAUAGUUUCUGCCAUACAUGGAAUCUCAUCAGCUCAAGGAAAGUAUAAAGCAUUUUCCACCUGUGCAUCUCACCUCUCAGUUGUCUCCUUAUUUUAUUGUACAAUGCUAGGUGUGUACCUUAGUUCUGCUGCUACCCACAGCUCACACUCAAGUGCAACAGCCUCUGUGAUGUACACUGUGGUCACACCCAUGCUGAACCCCUUCAUCUACAGUCUGAGGAAUAAAGACAUAAAGAGGGCUCUGAAAGCCUUCUUUGUGAAGCAAACUACUAAAUGA